Molecule: messenger RNA, 5718 nt
Organism: Grus americana (Whooping crane)
Lineage: Eukaryota; Metazoa; Chordata; Aves; Gruiformes; Gruidae
Gene: IL18RAP
Product: interleukin 18 receptor accessory protein
Exons: 23
Coding region: 962-4036 (1024 amino acids)
Biological process (GO): interleukin-18-mediated signaling pathway
Molecular function (GO): interleukin-18 receptor activity
Source: RefSeq, a predicted model, not a curated record
CAUACGCGUUCCUAAAUCUCCAUCCUACUUCCACACACUUCUUGGAAAAAGUCCUGCAAUGUGCAUUCAGCAGAAAAUAGGGGGAAGAGGCGUUUCAACUGAAGAUAACCGAAGAUACCACUGCCUUACGGCUUUUUUGCCCCCGGAAGGUUGUAAGAGAGAAGACCCCCGUCUCCUAAAAAAAGUUUAUCUUCAUUCAUUCCCUUUGCUGGCGGGGGCCAUCGCUGGGUUUCACCCACGACCGGGUGACAGCCCAGCACCCUUUGGUGAGCCUGGUAAUACCUCGACCUGCCUUCGCUGCGCUGCUGCCCGGCCCCGGCCCCGGCCCCGGCCCAGCACCGGACCCCGCUCCGGCUCCGGGGAGCGGUUCUUUCCGGCGAAACUGGGAAGCGGCCCCGCGGCGCCCGCCCGGGCCCCCGCACCCCGGCGCAGGAAGGGGCGGCCCGGCGCGGAGGUCCCGCCGAGCGCGGAGAUCCCGCCGAGCGGCCCGGCCGCCGCCGCCAGCCAGUGAUGAAUUAGGUUCAGAAGAUUUAUAAGUCCAAGUGGCAACACUCUGGAGUUUGGAAGACUACCCCUGCAUCUGCUUUCUACGUGGCAAGACUUGCACAUGAUUUAUGGGAUGAUGGCAUACUUGUAAAGAACUGGGGAGAACAAUAAGAGAGAGAGAGCAGCUACACAGUCUGAUGUCAUUCUGGAAUAUUGCUGGAAAUGCAGUAACCUCCUGCCUCCAGCCGCUUUAGAUCACAGGAAGUUUCUGACUAUAAAUCUGAGGGCAGUGUCUUACAACAGCGUAAAAUUAGCCAUCAAGAUGGCCAAUCUAUCAACAUUGUGCUGUUCUCACUGAAGGCAAGGGAAGUUUCUACUAGCUGUUUCUACAAGGUCCAGUCUUGCAAAGUUUAUACUCUUUGUGGAGAAAAAAACUCACGCUGUCCUGUGAAGAAGUGAGAAAUAACUCAAGAAAAUGACUCUGAUGAUUUUUUUUUUAAUGUUUAUCAUUCAGUCCUCCACUGAGAAGCUGUGUCCCCUUCGUGCCUCCAUUGACGUGCUAGAAGGGGAAUAUUUUUUCCUUUGUUAUCCUGAGUCAAUACAAGAACUCUUUCAGGAAGAAGCAUACACAGUAAACUGGUACAAACAAAAUGCUGGAAAGCAGCAACUGAUAAAGAAAACACACAGAAAUGUUUCUCAAAGGGAUUUUCUGGAGUUUUGGCCAGCUGAACUCAGUGACUCUGGGAAUUACUCUGUCACUCACAGCAAUGGAAAGCAAAAUUUCACAAUUCAAAAGUGGACAUUGAAUGUACUUGAAAGAAAUAAAAGCAGCUGUUUCAACAAAAAUCAUUUAACUACAGAAAUUAAAAAUGCUGGAACUGGUCAUUCACUGAAAUGCAGUGAUUUGUCUGUCAAUGAAAAUGACAGCAUAACAUGGUACAAGGACUGUAAGAACUAUGAAAAUGAAACAGAGCGGGAACUGGAUUUUAAAACCUUAACAGUACAGCACUCUGGGAUAUAUACCUGUAAAAUUUUAAUCAGUCAUGAAGGAAAGAUAUACCACAGCACAAAUACAAUUAAGCUGAUAGUAGAAGAAGAUGCACCAGAGUCUGUAACUUUGGAGAUAGUUGGGCGCGAUGAAGAAAUUGAAACAGAAAUAGGUAAUGAAGAGAUACUCAAUUGCACGGGUUUCUUGGGUUAUUAUAUGCAAGAAGAUGCCAGCCUCUACUGGUUAAUUAAUCAAACGUUUCCAGAAAAAUGCACAGGUAUCCCCGAGAAUGAACCUUCAAUAUGUGAAGAAGAGUUCAAAAGAUUACAGUUGGGAAACAAGUUCUAUGUCACAAGGCUGCUAAGGAUUAAAAGAGUAACAUUCGAGGACAUGCAUCAUAAUUUCACCUGCAUGUUGCAAGCUGAUGAAAGAACACAAAUAAAAACAGUGAAACUGAAGAAACGGAACACCCGAGAUCUACCUGUGCACAUAUUUACAACUGGAAUGGUCCUUGCUGUACUAUUUCCAUGUGUUGCUGUAGCUGUGGUGUUUGUCUGUGUGAUGUUUAGAGUCGACUUAGUUCUAUUUUAUAGGAACAUAUGCAAAAGAGACGAGACUGCUGGAGAUGGAAAAGAGUAUGAUGCCUUUGUGUCUUACCUGAAAGACUGUGUUUCUCCUAUUGAAGAAGAGAGAGAAUUUGCUUUGAAGAUACUACCCAUGAUAUUAGAACAAAAGUUUGGGUACAAGUUAUGUAUAUUUGAGAGGGAUGUAUCCCCUGGAGGAGAAAGCGAGAUGAUUCUUAAAGAAAAUGUCUCAGAAUAUCAACCAAAAUUAAUAAAGAAAAUCAUGCUCACUUCGUUCUGGAUUCUAGCAUUGUUUGUCAGUGGGGCAGAAGUUAGAGAGAUUAAUUUGCCAGGAUGUUCCCAUGUUGAACCUCAAAUAUGGUAUCAUGCAAUUAGUGAUGAGGAGUUUGUUUUACAAUGCACUUUACCAGAUAGAGAUGCUAACCACUCUUAUAACAACUCACUUCUAAAACAACAUAAGGUGAAAUGGUUCUGGCAUCAGAAAGGUAGAGAGUCACUGAAGGCUAUCAAGGAAAGCUCUAAUCCUGCUCUCCAAGGGGAUGCACUUUGGUUUAAACCAGUAAGGGACAACGCUUCCGGAGUGUACAUCUGUAUGAUAUGGGAAAAAAUGCCAUGUCUCAAAAUUGUUUUGGAGGUUCAAACAAAGGUGGCGGCAAAAUGUUCAGGUUAUGACACAAAUGUGCUAUCUCUCACUGCUGGCAAAAGCAAUUCAAUAACUUGUCCUGGGACAAAAUGCUACAGCCAUACAAAAGAGCCAGAUGUAAAAUGGUACAAGAACGGUCAUCAGAUAAAACAUAGGAAGAGCAGACCAAGCCUAAAGCUUAAGCAUAAUGAAAUCUACUUGAAUCCAACCUAUGCCACAGAUGCUGGAAUAUAUGUGUGUGAUUACACUCUAUAUGACAACACUACCAAGUGGACGAUGAGAACAGUAGUAACAGUAGAAGUCAUUGCAAAACCCACUAUCCAUCCACCAAACUUCUUGUAUCCCAAUGGUGUGGUGAUCCUCGAAGCAGAGCUUGGAAAGCCACUUGAAUUGGAAUGCCGUGUACAGUUUGGGUUUGAAAGAGUUUCUCUGAUGAGGGUAACAUGGAAAAGAAACAACAAAGAAAAUAUAAAUGAGAAAUUGAGUCAGGAAACAAGCGUUUAUUCAAAAAGUUUAAAGGGGCACACACUUCUUCAUGUUGCGAAACUGAAAGAAGUUACCGAAAGGGACCUCCGAAGCAACUUCACGUGCUUUGCUGAGAAUUCAGUGGGGAACGCCACGGCUGUGAUCCAGCUGAAAAGAAAGCAGAGAGCGUUUCGCUUAUAUGUACUAUGCAGUGCCAUUUCUACUCUAUUUGCAUUACUUUUGUGCACUGCCUUUAUUUACCAGCACUGGAUUGAAAUAGUGCUGAUGUACCGAAGUUAUCUGGUCCACAACGAAACUACAGGAGAUGGCAAAGAAUUUGAUGCAUUUGUGUCCUAUGCAAAACUAGACUCUUCUGAAAGUGACUCUACUUUAAUUAGUGAGGAAAAAUUUGCCCUGGAGCUUCUUCCAGACAUGCUGGAGAAGAAAUAUGGAUACAAGUUAUGCAUUCUUGAAAGAGAUAUUCUUCCAGGAGGAGCAUACACAGAUGAAGUUGUUACAGCUAUUAAACAAAGCAGACGAGCAAUAAUUAUUUUGAGCCCAGCCUACAUCAGUGGACCAAGCAUCUUUGAACUGCAGGCAGCAGUGAACUGUGCAUUGGAAGACAAAAAGAUGAAACUGGUAUUAAUAAAGUUCCAGGCUUUUCAAGAGCCAGAGACUUUGCCUCCAGUUGUGAAGAAAGCUCUUCGGAUUUUACCAGUCGUUACCUGGAAGUCUUCUAUAUCUGCUGCUCCAAACAAGAAGUUCUGGAAAUAUAUGCAUUACCACAUGCCAGCAAAAACUACUAAGAUGUUGGGAAAUUGCAGCCUAAAGGGCUUUUUCCAAAGAUUAUUCAACCUGGUGUAUCGAUAGGAUAUCACAGAGGGAUGGCAGCAAGCUCAGGAAUGGUGACAUGUUUGUAAAAGUCAGCAAUAGCUCACUCCAAAAGAGUGAGAAGGACUGCAGUGUGACAGUGCUGCAGCCCCAAAGUAAAAACUAAGUGGCACUGCACACAACUGUAAAUGUGAGCUAUCUUUCAUAAAUUAUUAUUUUAUUAUUAUUUUUAUUAUUAUUAUAUUUGCUAUAUUCUUUUGCUGUGAUGUUGAGACAUACAUGUGAAUGUUUUGUUCUUUGCACUGUAUUUCUUCCAGAAUAUUUUUAUACUUGUUUUCUAGAAAAAGAUUAAAAAAGGGCACUCCAGAGGAAGUUUUCCUGUGCAGUCCAGUGGGACAAAUCCAAACUCUUUAAACGAGUUACCUCCUCCUGCAGGAGCACCAAGGAAGUACCAUGGGAGACUGCUACAACUGGGUACGCCGAAGGGGUCGAGAAAAGAACAAGCACUGUGUCAGGGCGGAUCCCAGACGUCUCCAUUCUUCCUGCAGUGGGAGAAAGCAUUCCUACCAGUUGUGAAACAUUUCACACUCGGAGACAUCUGCAAAUUGGUGAUCCUGUCUGGUGCUGGUCACUCAUGGGUCCUACUGAACCUGUUGGUAUUAUGGAUGUGUUGCAGUUGUAAAUCAAAGUCCUGGUUGUCACAGCUAGUAGAUUUCCAGGGACUCUGAAGUCUUUGCCUUGCAGUCCUCUGCCUGCUAACUCUCAAGGGUUCAUGUCACUUAUUCUCAAGGCAUCUUGCAGUCCGUGUGUGUAUGGCUGUAGCUAAGUGAAAUGCAAUGGUUAGUGUUAAGAAAAACCGGGUAGGUGAGCCACUGAUCUGGUGUUCUGCUGACUUCAUUUGGCCUUCAAGUUAACAAAUUCUUGUUUUAUAAUGCUAAUUGUAUAGCUCAUCUGCCAGAUUCCUUGUUGGAAAGGAACUUCAAGAAAUACUGCUGUUAAUAGAACCAGUAUACUGAAAAAGAACAACUCUUUUGCAAGCAGGCUGAGCAUUAUCUACAUUUUGUAUUGGGUUCAAAGUCUUCAGUGGGAGGACUGGUGGUGGUGCUGUGGGGCAGAAGCAGAAGAUAGUGCUUCGGGUAGAAACAGAACAUCAAAUGGCAUCACUGGCUGUCCCACAGUAAAAUUUGACACUGCGGUUGCACCUGCAUUGGGGAUUUAAUUCAGACCAUGAUAAGAUUUUUGAAGCAAAUUUCCCAGUUGUCACCACUAGUUGCCUUUUGCUUUGCACUACAGAGCAUCACAGGUGCACACACUUGAUCUCUUUCCACAGAAAGUCAAGCAGAAGAUAUUCUCCACCCAUGAAGGGACAUUGAGUCUGUGGGACCAGCUGGCCUGAAGGAAUCCCCUCCCAAACACAUGCAGUGUGGAUGUGGGGUUCUCAGCACUAGUUAUUUUGGGGUACAUCUCUGUUCUCACUAAUCUGCACUGUUUUCCAUCGCAACCAAAUCAGUGGGCAAUUUGAAUGAUUUGUCAGUAAAUUAAAUUUACUCACUUCUAAUGUAUGUAAUACAAACUUUAGCAGCUUCUAACCAACACUACCAUGUUUGCACACUUUGUUAUCCUAACACUAAACACGGUACUUUUUGUGGAGGAGAGAAGAGGCUGACGUUUUAAAAAAUGUUCCAUGAGGGUGAGUGUCGUGUUGGAGGAGAAUUAUGUGG